GAAUCUCAUUCCUUGCAAUGGUUUCUAUGUGUUAUUGUUCAUGAUUUGUAGUUUAUUGUUCAUUUUCUACUAUUUUGAAUGUGAAAUUUGCUUCAGAUCAAACUAGGGUUUGCUUAGAUCCAUAAAAGCUUCAUAUUUACAGAGAAAAGUUGGGUCUUUCUGGGAGAUUUGAUGCAUUUGAAUCAAUGGUUGCUUAAAUUUUGAAUCUUGAUGCCAUUUUUCAAGGCUAUGGUAUUCUUAUGAAUGUAUUAGUUGAAUUUGUGCGAAUUAGAAGAAGCUAUGGUUGUUGUCUGGCUUGAAUUUUGUAUAUUUGUGUGGAUGUUGAUAGCUUGGUAUGUAUAAUUUCUGUUGAAGAGGAGUUUUGUGGGAAAGUGGACAUUGAAGAAGGAUUAGAUUGAGGAUUAAGUUAUUGCUUGGAAGAAGGAGCUAAUGAUUUGGAAGGAGAAAUGGCAGCUGGGGCUGAUUUGUCACCUACUUUUACAAUGCUAGAUGGUGCAUAUAGAAGCAAGGAGAAUGUGUCUUCCAUCGAGAGUGAGGAUCCUGGUACAUUGGAAGGCUUGAAAGAAAUGAAGGUCGGAAAGCCCCCUCGACUACUUCCUGUUAUUCGGCAUUGCGUGAGCACUACCUGGCUGUCACCUGAUUUAGAAUUUGGCAUUCGGAAUCCCUCAGGCUUGACUUCUCCGUCUGAUGAUCAGACGAAGUUCUUACCUGUGUUUCGAUCAGGAAGUUACUCUGAGAUUGGUCCAAAGCAAUGCAUGGAAGACGAACACAUUCGGAUAGAUAAUCUUAUUGAUCAUGUUGGAGCAGCAGUGAAUUUCCCUUCACCGGGCGCUUUCUAUGGGGUAUUUGAUGGUCAUGGUGGCAUUGAUGCAGCAUCUUUUGUGCGAAAGAACAUUCUAAAGUUCAUAAUUGAGGAUACACAUUUUCCUGCUUCUGUGGAGAAGGCCAUAAGAAGUGCAUUUGUGAAAAUUGAUCAUGCAUUUGCUGAUGACUGUCACUUGGACCGCUCUUCUGGCACUACAGCACUCACUGCUCUUAUAUUUGGAAGGACUAUGCUUAUUGCCAAUGCUGGUGAUUGCCGAGCUGUAUUAGGGAAGCGAGGACGAGCUGUUGAGCUUUCCAGAGACCACAAGCCCAACUGUUACACUGAAAGGCUUCGAAUCGAGAAGCUAGGAGGUACAAUAUUUGAUGGAUAUCUGAAUGGCCAACUUUCAGUAGCAAGAGCAAUUGGUGACUGGCACAUGAAAGGCUCGAAAGGAUCUAACUGCCCUCUAAGUGCAGAGCCUGAAUUGCAGGACUUGACAUUAACAGAAGAAGAUGAGUUCCUAAUUAUGGGUUGUGAUGGUCUAUGGGAUGUGAUGAGCAGCCAAUGUGCAGUGACAUUAGUCCGGAAGGAGCUCAUGCUGCACAAUGAUCCAGAGAGGUGCUCAAAGGAGCUCGUCCAGGAGGCUCUUAAUCGAAACUCUUGCGAUAAUCUGACUGUUGUUGUGAUAUGCUUCUCAACCGAUCCACCUCCACGCAUCGAUAUACCAAAAACCAGAGUGAGGAAGAGUAUUUCAUUGGAAGGAUUGCAUCUUCUGAAAGGAGCUUUGGACAGUGAUAUCUGAAUACUUGGCUACUACUGUCUGUGCAUAAGCGGGAGGCCGAGUUUUUUUUUUAAUAAUAUUAAUAAAGCAUGAUGGGGGGCCAUGGUAAUGUGACUUUGUGCGUGUGAGUAUGUUUUUGUUUCUUUCCAUUUUUGGUCUUGAGGCUGUAGGUUAAUCUUGUACAUUUGAGAUCACAUUAUUUGUCUUUGUGAUGACUGAUCCAGUCUUGCUUGGC
Messenger RNA from Dioscorea cayenensis subsp. rotundata (Guinea yam), 1821 nucleotides. Its product is annotated as probable protein phosphatase 2C 47. The transcript is spliced from 4 exons. NCBI's taxonomy places the organism in Eukaryota, Viridiplantae, Streptophyta, Magnoliopsida, Dioscoreales, Dioscoreaceae. Bases 447 to 1607 code for a protein of 386 amino acids. The record is from RefSeq and is a predicted model, not a curated record. Gene Ontology annotation, molecular function: cation binding; protein serine/threonine phosphatase activity. Gene Ontology annotation, biological process: protein dephosphorylation.